Ascoidea rubescens DSM 1968 is the source of this 1275-nucleotide messenger RNA. Its product is annotated as aldo/keto reductase. The transcript has a single exon. Lineage: Eukaryota; Fungi; Ascomycota; Saccharomycetes; Ascoideales; Ascoideaceae. The record is from RefSeq and is a predicted model, not a curated record. Bases 92 to 1114 code for a protein of 340 amino acids.
AUAUUGAUUUUAAUUGUUCUUUGUUUAAAUUGCCAUUGAACUUGUUAUACAUUGCAAUUUUUAUAUAUUCCAAUUGCAAUUGAAUUUAACAAUGAGUGUUUCUUUUCCUCAUGUUAGACUUGGAAACUCUGGUUUGAAAAUAUCCAAGAUCAUUGUUGGAUGCAUGUCAUAUGGAUCUAAAAAUUGGGCCUCUUGGAUUGAAGAUGAUGAAGAAAAAGUCUUCAAAAUCUUGAAAAAAUUAUACGAUAGUGGAAUUAGAACUUUUGAUACAGCAAAUGUGUAUAGUAAUGGUAAAUCCGAGGAACUUUUAGGUAAAUUUAUUAAAAAAUUCAAAAUCAAAAGAGAUAGAAUUGUUAUAUUAUCCAAAUGUUUUUUUCCUGUUAGAGACGAUGACCAACCAGCCAAUUACAGUGAUAUCGAUAUCGAUUAUAUCAAUUCGCAAGGUCUAUCACGAAAACAUAUUUUUGAUGCAGUUGAGGCGUCAGUUAAAAGAUUGGGCACAUUUAUUGAUGUGUUGCAAAUCCACCGAUUUGAUCCUGAUACGCCAGGCGAGGAAAUCAUGAGAUCUUUGAACGAUGUUAUUGAAAAGGGAUAUACCAGGUACAUUGGAGCAUCAUCGAUGAAGGCGUACGAAUUCAUUGAUUUGCAACACAUUGCUGAAAAACAUAACUGGCACAAGUUCAUAUCGAUGCAAAACUACUAUAAUUUGCUUAACCGAGAAGAAGAAAGGGAGAUGAUACCAUAUUGUCAAAAGAAUGGGGUUGGGUUGAUUCCAUGGUCACCAAAUGCCAGAGGACUAUUGACAAGGCCAUUGAAUGCAGAGACAGAAAGAUCCAAAGUGGAAAAGAAGAGAUUCUCUAGUCUUGGACUAACCACUUUAGAGACAGGCGACAAGGAGAUAAUAUCUCGAGUUGAAAAUCUUGCAGAAAAACACAAGGUCUCGAUGGCUGCGGUUUCCACAGCGUGGGUUUUAUCCAAGGACAUCUAUCCUAUUGUUGGGAUCAGCUCUGAGAAACGAGUGGACGACUUGAUUGCUGCUGUUCUGGUGGAGCUCUCCAAGGAAGACGUUGAGUACCUCGAGGCUCCUUAUACCCCAAAGUUUUCCAGAUAUUAGAGCUCAUUUAGGGCCCUUCUUUAGGUCUCUUUAAGUCUGCGCUUUACGCCCACCGCUCAAAACGUAGAUCUCAAAACCAGCGUCACUCAAAAGCCGAGAGUGAGACACACACGCAGGAGCCACCACUGCGGAAGCGGUCCUAAACAAUACACGUGAAUAUC